Messenger RNA from Bipolaris zeicola 26-R-13, 1239 nucleotides. RefSeq lists its product as uncharacterized. The coding region runs from base 1 to 1239 and encodes 412 amino acids. Gene Ontology annotation, biological process: RITS complex assembly; regulation of transcription by RNA polymerase II; regulatory ncRNA-mediated heterochromatin formation. Gene Ontology annotation, cellular component: SAGA complex. NCBI's taxonomy places the organism in Eukaryota, Fungi, Ascomycota, Dothideomycetes, Pleosporales, Pleosporaceae. The record is from RefSeq and is a predicted model, not a curated record. The transcript has 4 exons.
AUGGCCGCGAAUGGGGCGCGAAAGGAAACUCCUACAAAUUCGGAGGGAGCCACAGGCCUGCUAGACAAGAGUCUGGUCAAAGGCGUCGUAAAGUCGGAAAAGUCGAAAAUCAAGUUGAGGAUCAAGAAGCCGGUGCCUAAACCAUCGCUACCGGGCAACUGGAAAGAAAGCGAUGCGACAAAUAUUGAGAACAAAGCCCCCGCAUCGUCGACGACUUCGCCUGUGAUCAACCCUCUCGACGAGAAGACAAUCGCUGGCUUUCCUAGCGGCCGCCCGUUAGAUGACAAGGUAGAUACGGUACAAUGCAAGCACUGUCGUCGGCCAGUGCUUCGCGCAUCGUCAGCAACACAUAUCCGCGAAUGUCUCCACAAGAAGCAAGAGAAGCUCAAGAAGAAGAAAGAAGCCAAGGAGGCCAAAGAUGCUGCGCUCAGAAAGGAGAAAGGCGAAGAUGACGAAGGUGGUAAGUCACGAAAGUCGGCCAUCAAAGGCGCUUCUAUGGAUGGGGACGGCGCAAAGAAGGGCAAGAAGCGGAAGCUUGAUGGGGAUGCAGAGAAGGCACCCAAUGCAAAGAAGAAGAAGAAGGACGAACCCAAGCAAAAGGGCGCGAAACCCAAAGGGCCAGUCGAUGUCGAGAGGCAAUGUGGUGUGUCUCUACCAAACGGUGGAUACUGCGCCAGGAGUUUGACUUGCAAGAGCCAUUCCAUGGGUCUCAAAAGGGCUGUCCCGGGACGUAGUCUGCCGUACGAUAUGUUGUUGGCGCAGUACCAAAAGAAGAACCAGGCCAAGAUACAAAGAUCACUCAUUGACGCAAAUGCUCCUCUUCCCGAAGAUCUCGAGCCCUCGGGUGCUGUUGACUCCGACGAAGAGAAAGAUUCGAUCAUGGCCGCCCUGGGUCGACACCGACCGCGUCCCAUGGCAACGUAUACUCACACGUCUCAACGAUCGAAAUACCAAUAUAUACGGAUGAAGGGCAUGAUUCGUUCAGCACUUGGAGCACCGCCUGGUGGAGGAGGUUCCAUGUUCUCAGGAGGAGACAACGCGAGUACCGGACGAGGAAUGGGACUGGGUAUGAUGGGCGCACCUCUGAGCGCAACCAACGAACAUUUUCCACAGAGCGCGGGCUUUGGGGCGCCGCUGAGUGCUGGACUUGAUAGUGGAGCGGGAAGCAGAAGGCAGAGUACUAUUAGUUCAGGUGGCCCUCGACAGUUGUUGCCCGGACACUUGCAGAAAGUGUCAUGA